Messenger RNA from Zootoca vivipara (common lizard), 4266 nucleotides. NCBI's taxonomy places the organism in Eukaryota, Metazoa, Chordata, Lepidosauria, Squamata, Lacertidae. The record is from RefSeq and is a predicted model, not a curated record.
AGAGAGCAGGACAAUUAAAGGCUCAGAAGUCCUGUCCUCUAUUGAGUCUGGCAACCCUAAACACAAGUGUAAUUUUGCUGGUCGUAGCCUAUUCUACUUCCUCCCAAUGUCUCUUGGUAGGCUUUCUCCCAUCCUCAUUCUUCCCCACCCGCCUCAAACAUCCAUCCAUUCCCUUAUCUGGACAGCUGUAUAUGAGAAACUUCAUAUAAUUUCAGCUGUUGCACUUCAGUAGAAUUUAUUGGGAAUGGAAUGCUGACUGUCUGUUGGGGUGUGCAGAAGAAAACUGGGAGGGAAGAGAAAUGCAGUGAGGAGAGCUGAACAGGAUCACUCUACACUGCAUCUCUUUGUUGCACACCUCACAUGGAUUUCUUCAAAUUAUAAGAAAGCUGCAAGGGAGAUGGGCAAAGGGAGGGAUAAGUUCCCCCAAGGACCCCCCCCCACCCUUUGUAAUCAGGACUGAAUGAGCAAGCCGUCUCUUUUGGCAUGGGGCAGCUGUUGAGGGCAGGUUCCAACUCUCUCUUUGGAAUUCCGAACAUUGGUAGAAAGAAAUUCUAGUCUUGAUGUCAAUGGCAGUUCUAUUCUGAGAAAUUUAAAGGCAAAACGAUAAUGCCUUCAUGGAUGUUCCAAGGCUCUCCUACCCCAAGACUUGGAAAAUGAUUGAUUGUACUGUGCUAUUCACCAUGUCGCCUAUAAUGCGUAGUUUCUGAGAAUACAGGCUCCUUUUAAAGGUAUCAGAAUCCACCGCUUACUGGAAUAAGCAAACAAACAUAAACUAGAAUGCUUGAAUUUCACUCCAGUGUGAAAUCAAUGUAACAAACAGAUGAUUCUAACUGCUUGGGUUAGGCAGACAAAAACGGCCUGGAUAGAGAAUAUGUGAACAGGCAUGUGAACUGGCUCUCUGGGAAAGAGAAGAGUGCAACUAUAAUACAUAAUUUAAGCUAUGGUCUUUUGUAAGUCAUACUUACUACGAUCUAAGGUUAACUGAAAAGCAACUAUUAACCCCUAUUUACUUUUAAAUUCCCCCUGAAACAACUGAAAUUGGCUCUUGUUGCUUCUGCUGUUUCAGCUACAUGAUUGUUCUGUCCACCUAUAUAUUGGUGCCACCUGCAACUAAAAUGACUGCAAAAAAACUGACAGGUUGCUUUUUGUACCCUACUCAGUGCUAGGCUUUCCCCCCCCAACAUUUGACAUUCCACAAGGAAAGCAAAUGCACGCAAUGGCUUAAUCUAUUUUGUAUCUGUCCCUUGUGCCUAGAGGGUAGCAUGAAAAGUGACUGGUGCUGUGAGGCAAUCAAUCAUUCUGUUGUGUUGCUGCUAGUGAAACACGUGCAAUUUGCUUUUAUAGGCUGAAUGUGAAUAAAUCAAAACCAAUGUACUGGGAGCAGGAGACAUGGCCUGUACUUUAUAAGAUCUUUACUUUCCCAUAAUUUUUGUUGUUAAUUGCCAUCUCUAUCCUGUUAACUGAUUCUUCACAACUAAGAAAUCCGGGUGGUUUGUUUGUUUGUUUAUUCUAACAGUUUCAUUUUUCACACUGAUUACUUUAUCACAUUGUCCAAAAUUUGACCUGUGUCUGAAAUACACAGGUCCAUGUAUAAAAGGAAAGGGGGGGGGAGUUUAAGGUUUUUCCUUCCCGAUCAGCAAUUCAUUCAGCUUCAGAGGGAGAAGGACAUUGAAGAGUUAACUGCAGAAAAUGAACACUGCAGAGUUUUGGCUGUAGUUAGCCUGGGAAGUGACGUCUUAUAGCAUUUGCUGUUCUAGAAAGAGCACAGACACGUAGUAUAAUUGGGAGGGCUCUGGGUGGCAGUGUCUCUACCACUGUGUAUAUUUAUCUGUAUGAAACGACCAAGGAAGGGAGAAUGUAAUGUAACAAGCAGUCUGCCCGCUGCUUACUAAUACUGCCGCUCUUGUGACUUCUGUUAACGCUUUUCCAGCAACAUCGCAAGCUGAGAAACUGGACGCUGUUAUAUAGAAAGAAAUAAACUUUGUGAACGUUCAGUAUGGGAAAGGAUUAUUAUUCCGUUCUUGGGAUCGAAAAGGGAGCAUCUGAUGAAGACAUAAAGAAAGCUUACAGAAAACAAGCCCUUAAAUGGCAUCCAGAUAAGAACAAAUCUCCCCACGCAGAAGAAAAAUUCAAAGAGAUUGCAGAAGCUUAUGAGGUGCUGAGUGAUCCCCAAAAAAGAGAAAUUUAUGAUCAGUUUGGAGAAGAAGGACUGAAAGGAGGAGCUGGAGGGCCAGAUGGGCAAGGUGGUACUUUCCGGUACUCCUUUCAUGGAGACCCACAUGCCACAUUUGCAGCAUUUUUUGGUGGUGCGAAUCCUUUUGAGAUCUUCUUUGGAAGAAGGAUGCCCGGUGGCAGAGACACUGAAGACAUGGAAGUGGAUGGAGAUCCGUUUGGUUCCUUUACUUCUUUCAAUAUGAAUGGAUUUCCAAGGGAACGAAACACUGUUGGUAGCCAACCCCGUCGUAAGCAAGAUCCCCCUAUUGUUCAUGAACUCAAGGUAUCACUGGAAGAGAUUUACCAUGGAUGCACAAAAAGAAUGAGAAUUUCCCGAAAACGGCUCAACCCAGAUGGUAGAAGUGUCAGAACAGAGGAUAAAAUCCUCACUAUUGAUAUCAAGAGAGGAUGGAAAGAGGGCACCAAAAUUACAUUCCCCAAAGAAGGCGAUGAAACACCUAGCACCAUACCAGCUGAUAUUGUGUUUGUUAUUAAAGAUAAACUACAUCCUCACUUCAAGAGGGAUGGUUCAAAUAUUGUCUAUCCUGUCAAGAUCAGCUUGCGAGAGGCCUUGUGUGGCACCUCAAUCAAUGUACCAACAAUAGAAGGUCGAACCAUACCUAUGACAGUAAAUGAAGUUGUAAAACCUGGAAUGAGAAGAAGAAUUAUAGGAUACGGCUUGCCAUUUCCCAAAAAUCCUGACCAACGAGGAUCAGAAAUUGGAACUCAUAGUAUGGAUCUAUGUAACGUUUGCAGUAUUUAUGUUGUGUAUAUGCCAAUUCGCUAUGUUUACAUUGCACACAGCAGAAGGCAGGAAAUCUCACUUGAAAUGUUCAUGAGCCCGAAGGGUAAGUUUCUUUUUCUGCAUUGUUGUAUGUUUUUGGAUUCCUUUCCUCAGUAUUCUACAGAUGCUCGCCUAACAGAAAAUUAUAUGUGCCAUUUCACAGUCAUACAUAUACGUACCAUGCCAUGAACAUGCUCCAAACCAGAACACACAAUGGGUGACUCAGUAGUUGCCACAUAUUCAGGGUGUCUAACCCCUACCCUACAUUUAUGCAGCCUCCAGUCCUAUCCAGCCCAGGCCAUGAGACUCCCAGAUUUCACAUGGCGUUCCUAAGUUUCCAAGGGAGCAAGGGUCAAGACCCUUUGCUGUCUGACCCUAUUCUAAAAACACAGUACCUGGUAGGGAACUAAGCAGUCAAGUAUUGGAUUUAGUACCAAGGCAUUACCUAAAUAAAGCUCGCACGCACACACACAAUUCCAAAAGGAGGUACAUUUAUUUGAUAAAAGGAAACAUUAGUGAGAACAAAUAUAUUAGGGCAAUUAUGUCAGAUCAAACAAACUGUGCUCAACCAGCCAGUUCUGUACAUAUCAAUAAAAUCAUUGGCUUCGCAGGGACAAAAGCAUACAACACGGAGCAAGAUAAUCCAAAUAUGAUCCGAAGGUGGGCUGUUCCCUGCCAAAAGUAAGGGCCUGCUUUCUUCAAAAAGGCAUAAACGACCUAGGUAAAUCUUGUUAACCAGUAAAAAGGCCACAAGACCCCCCCCCAACUUUCUGGCACUUUAGCCUACAUGCUUUCCCACGAAACCCAGCUCAAGCAACCAUUCCAGUCAACAAGCUCACAGCUGGUUUACCAGAUUUCCAUAUGGAAAAAAUGUGACAGUUGCUUUAAUGUCCAUUAAAACAUAUGUGCAAAUUGUGGAACCUGCCUGCUGAGAGAGUGAGUCUAUAUAGAAGGGUUAUCUGAACAAAUGUCAAGGGAAUGGGCCUACUUCAAGCACACUAACUUCACAGUCUUUCAUAGUUUAAGCCUCUUGAAACUUCUGUGGUCAGUAAAUUAGUAGUACUCGGUCCCACUUAAGAAAUUGUAAGCUUGUUCUGAAUUAUCUAAAGGAAGGGAAGAAAAUGCCCUCAAUUACAGUUUUCUAAAAGAAAAGAAAAAGAAUCUAUAGGGCUGGUACCCUUGGAUGGCAAAAAUGAACAAGUAAACAUCCUUUUAGCAUUUGUUUCUAAACUUGCUGCAAUAUGUUAACAUCUGAAAGUCAUAUUCUU